AACGUGGCGUCCAACGAAGGCAAUAGCAGCGCCGCGGGCAGUGGCGCGGAGUCAGCCGCACUGUUCUCCAAAUUGCGUAGCUUCUCGAUUGGCAGCGGACCCAACUCUCCUCAGCGAGUUGUCUCCAAUUUACGCGGGUUUCUCACCCACCGCCUAAGCAACAUCACACCGAGCGAUACAGGAUGGAAAGAUUCUAUACUGUCCAUACCCAAGAAGUGGCUGUCCACCGCCGAGUCUGUAGACGAAUUUGGAUUCCCUGACACUCUGCCCAAGGUACCUGUCCCACCGCUUGAGCAGACGAUGGAGGACUAUGUGCGGGCAUUGGAGCCCAUUACGACGCCCGCACAGCUGGAGCGCACCAAGGGCAUUAUCAAGCAGUUUACGUCGCCGCAGGGGAUGGGACCACAGCUGCAUCAGUACCUAUUGGACAAGCGCGAGGCCGAGGAUAAUUGGGCGUACUACUACUGGUUGAACGACAUGUACAUGAACAUUCGCAUACCGCUGCCGAUUAAUUCGAAUCCGGGCAUGGUGUUGCCGCCGCAGCGCUUCAGGACUGUGCACGAUGUGGCUCACUUUGCUGCGCGUCUGCUGGACGGAAUUCUGGCGCAUAAGGAGAUGCUGGACAGCGGCGAGUUGCCGCUGGAGCGAGCCGCUUCGCGUGAGAAGCAUCAGCCGCUCUGCAUGGCGCAGUAUUAUCGCCUGUUGGGCUCCUGUCGUCGUCCGGGCAUCGAGCGUGACUCGCAGUACUUGCCGCCACGCGAACUGGACCUCAAUGAGGAUCGCCAUGUGGUGGUCAUCUGUCGCAAUCAGAUGUACUGCGUGGUGCUGCAGGCCAACGAUCGCGGCAAGCUAAGCGAGAGCGAGAUUGCAUCGCAGAUACUUUAUGUGCUGAGCGAUGCGCCUUGUCUGCCCAAGAAGCCGCCGCCCAUUGGGCUGCUGACUGCGGAGCCGCGUGCAGUGUGGGCGCAGGAUCGUCUGAACUUGCAGCAGGAUGCAAACAAUCAGCGUAAUCUGGAGCUGAUUGAGACGGCGCUGGUGGUGCUCUGCCUGGACGAGCCGCUGGGCAUGAACUUUAAUGCGCGUGGCUUCAGCGGCAUGACGCCCACGGUGCAUAAGGCCGGCGAUCGCGAUGAGACGAAUAUGGCGCACGAGAUGAUUCAUGGCGGCGGCAGCGAGUACAAUUCGGCCAAUCGCUGGUUCGACAAGACCAUGCAGCUGAUCAUCUGCACCGACGGCACUUGGGGUCUCUGCUACGAGCACUCCACCUCGGAGGGCAUUGCUGUGGUGCAGCUGCUGGAGAAGAUCUACAAGCAGAUAGUGGAGCAUCCGCUGGAUGACAAUGGGCUGCCCCAGCAUCAUUUGCCGCCACCGGAGCGUCUCGAGUGGCAUGUGGACGCGCGUGUGCAGCAGCGUUUCGGCCAAGCGGCCAAAACUGUGGACAGGGCCAUCGAUGAUUUGGAUUUCCAUGUGUAUCGCUACAACGGCUAUGGCAAGAACUUUGUCAAGUCCUGCCAGGUCAGUCCCGAUGUCUACAUACAGCUGGCCUUGCAGUUGGCCUACUACAAACUCUAUGGCCAACUGGUGGCCACCUAUGAGAGCGCUUCCACCAGACGCUUUUUGCAUGGUCGCGUCGACUGCAUACGCGCAGCUAGCGCUGAGGCUUUGGAGUGGGCCAAGGCCAUGUGCCAAGGUGAGGGCGCCAAUGUAGCGCUGGAGAGCGAUCGCGAGGAGGAUCUGCCGGAUGCGCGCAAAGUCAAGUUUAGCAUUUAUAGCAAGGACCAUCUACGUGAGCUCUUCCGUUGCGCUGUGGCACGCCAGACUGAGGUCAUGGUGAAGAACAUUCUGGGCAGCGGCAUCGAUAUACCCUUGUUGGGCUUGCGUGAGGCCAGCGUGGAGGUGUCUGGGCAGAUGCAUGAGCUCUUCACCGAUGAAGCCUACAAGAUAUCGCAGUGUUUUUUGCUCUCCACCAGUCAGGUUGCCUGCACCACUGACAGCUUCAUGGGCUAUGGACCAGUCACGCCGCGUGGCUAUGGCUGCUCCUAUAAUCCGCAGCCGGAGCAGAUUGUGUUCUGCGUUAGCGCGUUCUUGGCCUGCGGCGAUACAACUGCCUCGCGUUAUGCCAAAUCGUUGCAUGAAUCGCUGGACAUAAUGCACGAUCUCUUGCAGGAUUAAAUGCGGCCGCAGGGCUGCAAACAAAAACGAAACAUAUCAAUAAAUGUACCUUAGCAACAUCCUCAACACUAUGUAUGUAACUAGCAAAAAGCCAACUAGCGUCCACUAUGAUGACGUCAUCAGUUCAACAGACAAUUCAUAUCACAACUCAAACUGCUGAUCAACGUCAAAUUGCUUUAUGCCAACAGUUCCAACUCUAUAUAUAAAUAUAUGUGUCUGUAGUUGUUUAGUAGCUAACUAGUCAAUUAAAUAUUUGAAAGCAAUUGUUAGUGCUGUUAAAUUAAAUGUGUUAAUAUUAUAGUUGUGCUAGAGCUUAAAUCGCAAACUCUAUUGAAAGUUUUAAGUGCAAGCGCUACCUAAUAUAUGGGACGCGACUGUAGCGCCGCCCAAAAGUAUGCAAUACUCUCUGUUAAACUCUUUGUUGUGUUGAAUUAUCUAUUUAUGCAAAAGAAAAAACUGUUAAUCAAUUUAUGAAUGUUAUAGAAGCAAACAAAUGAAUUGCAAAUUUAUAUGCUUUAUGCUUAUUGUUACUGUCAUUUUGUUGCUGUUUUAAAAAAGUUAUAUACAUAUAUAUAUACAAAGCAUA
Drosophila busckii is the source of this 2758-nucleotide messenger RNA. It is a transcript of the gene ChAT, whose product is annotated as choline O-acetyltransferase. Gene Ontology annotation, cellular component: cytoplasm; neuron projection. Gene Ontology annotation, biological process: acetylcholine biosynthetic process; neuromuscular synaptic transmission. The record is from RefSeq and is a predicted model, not a curated record. The annotation marks the transcript as partial. NCBI's taxonomy places the organism in Eukaryota, Metazoa, Arthropoda, Insecta, Diptera, Drosophilidae. The transcript has 8 exons. Gene Ontology annotation, molecular function: choline O-acetyltransferase activity.